AUGAAGCUCGAAAAAGAUGAUGAAAGGGAAAAUAAACCCCAUCAAUCUGAAUUGCAACAUUACACCCAAUCUCGAAAUGUAAAGCAAUUCAGCUCAAGUUCACCCUAUGAAAGUGCCUUUCAACACUUAAGGUGCCAAUCUCCAGGUAAAAUUUCAAACGUUAGCCAGGACUCCAGUUCUGAAGACAAAAAUAUUACAGUAGAGAGUAAUCCGACAACCGCUGUUACGAAGAUUGCACCAACAUCAUCACAGAAGUUCGCACAAAAGAUUACCCAGUCAGAAGUAACUCUUCUUAAUGACCUGCCAGACGUUUUCGAUGAAGCUGUCUCAGUAUUUCAAGUUAUCAAGGAAUGUAUCUACGGCUCCAAAUACAUGGGGUCAUCGGGAGAUCAUGAUACUCUAGACUGUGAUUGCUCUGAGCAAUGGAGGGAUGGCAAGAAUCAUGCCUGCGGAGAGGAUUCAGAUUGUAUAAACCGUGCAACAAAAAUGGAAUGUGUCGAUGGUGAUUGUAACUGUGGUAUCAAAUGUCAAAAUACGCGUUUCCAGCGACGAAAAUAUGCCAAUGUUUCGGUGAUCAAGACCGAUAAAAAAGGUUAUGGUCUACGAGCAAAUACUGAUUUAGCCCCCAACGAUUUCAUAUUCGAAUACAUAGGAGAAGUUAUAAACGAGCCAACUUUUCGUCGCCGAACUAUACAGUAUGACAGUGAAGGCAUUAAACAUUUUUACUUUAUGUCGCUCACGAAAAACGAAUUUAUUGAUGCCACAAAGAAGGGAAACCUCGGUCGAUUUUGUAAUCAUUCCUGCAAUCCCAACUGCUAUGUAGACAAAUGGGUAGUGGGAGAAAAGUUGCGUAUGGGUGUCUUUGCCGAAAGGUAUAUACAAGCAGGCGAGGAACUAGUAUUUAAUUACAAUGUGGAUCGGUAUGGUGCUGAUCCUCAGCCAUGUUAUUGUGACCAGCCAAAUUGUACCGGAUACAUAGGAGGAAAAACCCAGACAGAGCGUGCCACAAAACUACCUCAUGCUACGAUUGAAGCACUUGGAAUUGAAGAUGAUGAUGGCUGGGAUACAGCAGUUGCAAAGAAGCCCCGGAAAAAGAAAUCUGGCGAGGAUGAUGAAGAAUAUGUCAAUAGUGUUCAAGCCAAAAGCCUAGAUGAGGAGGGCGUGCGUAAAGUUAUGGCUACGCUCAUGCAGUGCAAGGAGAAGUGGAUCGCUGUCAAACUACUAAGCCGUCUACAAAGAUGCGAUGAUGAGAAAGUGCGAAAUCGAGUUAUUCAGAUGCAUGGCUACCAAAUUCUUCGCACCACCUUGAUGACAUGGAGAGAUGAUAACAACAUAAUUCUCCAGGUCCUCAAUAUUCUUUACAAAUUUCCUCGCUUGACGCGAAACAAAAUUAAUGAUUCUAAAAUCGAGACUGCGAUUGAAACACUUGUUGAUUCUGAACACGAAGAUAUAGCAUUCGAAUCUAAAAGACUACUAGAAUUAUGGAGCAAACUUGAAGUAGCAUAUCGAAUUCCUCGAAAGAAAUUCGAUCCAAAUGCCUCCAUACUUUUUGAGCGAAGGGAUACGGACCGGUCUGAAGAAACAUCUAAACCCGCUACACCCACUGCAACAGUAGCACAAUCUAUUCCUCGGAGCUUGAAGCUUCAACGGCCGGGAUCUUUCACCACUCGACCACCAGUACGAAGACAUUUCAAAUCUUUGCCAUCUGGCUGGUUUACUGCUAUGGAUGAUAAUGGUAACCCGUACUACUACAGUAAAUCUGGUCAAACAACAUGGAACAAGCCAAAAUAUGCAGCACCAGAGCCACCCCCACCACCAAAAGCGCCACUUAAGAGUGUGCAGACUGCCAAAGCACUACAGGAUAUUAUAGAUAGUAUUACCAACAACGACUUGAGUGCAAGCUCCCAUGAUCGGUCUACAUCGCUAGUAGAUAGUAAAGCAUCAAAAGAAAAGAAGAGAUCAUCAGAGAAGUGGCGUAGUCUUCCCCAGGAAAAACAGAUGAAGCUCUAUGAGAAUACUCUCUUUCCACAUAUAAAAAAUGUCAUGCAAAAAUUUCACCACAAACUUCCAAAAGAAGAUUUGAAAAAGUUCGCAAAGGAAGUAGGCAAGAAGCUUGUAGCCUCUGAUUUUAAGAAUAACCGUGUCGAAGAUCCGACGAAGAUAUCGGAGAGACAAGAGAAAAAAGUAAAAAGUUAUGUGCGCGCCUACUUUGAAAAAGCUGUCGCAAAGAAGGUUGAAAACGACCGUCGAAAGCAAGAGAAGAAAGAACGUGCUUCGAAAGUUACUUCAAAUGGAAAAUCUGGGGAUAAAGUUAAGCCAAUCAGCCCUGAUCCGAAGGAGGAAGAAGAGGAUGAGGAGGUAAUAGUUGAUAUGAGUCCAUCGAGCCCACAGGAAACCUCACCAGGAACGCCAGUAGUAAAGCGGAAGCGAGAUGAUAAUUGUACAACACCAAAUAUCUCUUUGGAUAACUUUAAACGGCUCAAGGAAGAAGUAGUAGAUAUAGUUUUAACUCCUCCUCCUCCUCCGCCACCACCAUCCGAAGAAAUGCACUUUGCAUACGAUGAAAACUGUAUGAACGUGGAUGAAAAUACCGGGAUCUUGGAACAUGAAUCGGAAGAAGAUAUUGAAUUCCGGCUCCAGGAAGAAGACCUAAUGCGUGAGAAUGAGGAAGCGGAGCGUAUGGAGAAAGAGAAAAAUGGAAUAAUUCCGAUAAAUCUAGUCAUUGACGAAACCAUCUAA
Messenger RNA from Blumeria graminis f. sp. triticale, 2739 nucleotides. The record is from the annotation of a GenBank genome assembly. NCBI's taxonomy places the organism in Eukaryota, Fungi, Ascomycota, Leotiomycetes, Helotiales, Erysiphaceae.